AUGGUGAAGAAAACGAAUUUGAGUAUUUUAUUAGAAAAAGGAACGACUAAAACUAAAAAUGAAUGUGACCAAAUUAUAAAAAUUAUCAAUACUCAGCUUAAGUCCAUCUUCAACUAUUCUCAAUCAUGGUCAUCAAUAUUUAAAUUGAAUUAUUUAAAACAAUUACAUGUUGAUUAUUUAAGAUAUGCACCAUUUACAAGUCAUGAUGUACCAGAAUUGCAAGCAAAAAAUUAG
Messenger RNA from Rotaria socialis, 234 nucleotides. The record is from the annotation of a GenBank genome assembly. NCBI's taxonomy places the organism in Eukaryota, Metazoa, Rotifera, Eurotatoria, Philodinida, Philodinidae.